Molecule: messenger RNA, 2415 nt
Organism: Wallemia ichthyophaga EXF-994
Lineage: Eukaryota; Fungi; Basidiomycota; Wallemiomycetes; Wallemiales; Wallemiaceae
Product: Neutral trehalase
Exons: 3
Coding region: 1-2415 (804 amino acids)
Biological process (GO): trehalose catabolic process
Cellular component (GO): cytoplasm
Molecular function (GO): calcium ion binding; alpha,alpha-trehalase activity
Source: RefSeq, a predicted model, not a curated record
AUGAUUACGUCAAAACACCCGGAAGAUAAGGAGAAGUCGGUUGGAAAAAGGAAAUCAUUCGCUACAGAACCCAGGCCAGAUUUAUUCUCAACGCCUGAUGAAUAUUACGAUACUAAUGAUAAAGUUAUAAACAGGACUAGAACGCUGUCUAUUUCAAAUAUGGAAUCUAGGCGCAAUAGACCAAAUUCAACGAUCCAAAGGAGAUUGAGCCAUGAUGAACCUUCAAACAUCCCGCGUAGAUUCUUAGUAAACGUUAAUGACACUUUAAAUGUUAUCUUGGAGCAAGAAGAUUUAGACAAUAACUCUCAAAUCUCAAUCACCGACGCUGGCCCAAAGUUAUUUCAACUUGGCACUGCUUCGUCUAACGGCUACAACGCUUUCGAUAUUAGAGGCAACUACAUGCUCUCAAACCUUCUCCAAGAACUUGCAACCGCUAAAGAUCAAGGCCGCUCCCAAAUUCUUCUCGACGAAGCAAGACUCGCUGAAGAUCCUCUCCAGCGUCUCAGCAGGAUGAUUAAGUUCACUUUCUGGUCAAAUCUUACACGCUCUAUCGACAAAAAAGGUCUCGAGAAGGUGAUCUCAGACCCUAAAGAUAGAUCUGGCGAGAAAAGUCCCCUUAUUUACGUUCCAAUCGACGCUCCUCAUAUAUACGACUAUUAUGUAAAGUUGGCGCAGGAAAAACCACAACUCAACCUUCGUGUUGAAAUGCUACCAGCACACCCUGACAAUCCCGCUUUUGUUCGCUCAAUUAGCACAAAACCUGGUCUCUUGGCUUUAGAAAUGCGCGAAUCCUCAAAUGGUCAACUCGAGGGCAUUCCCUUUGUUGUUCCAGGUGCGAGAUUUAACGAAAUCUACUAUUGGGAUAGCUACUUCAUGGCUUUAGGGCUCAUAUCUGACGAUCUCAUUGAUCUCGCUCAAGGCAUCGUCGAUCAUUUCGUUUUUCAGAUUCGCCAUUAUGGCAAAAUACUGAAUGGGAAUAGGAGCUACUAUUUAACACGCUCUCAGCCACCCUUCCUCACCGAUCUUGCGAUGCAGAUCUACCACCGUCUGCCUGACGACACGGAAGCUGAGAGGGAAUCCAACAAGCAAUGGCUUGCGCGUGCAAUAAGAGCUGCUAUCAAGGAGUACCACAAUGUGUGGAUGUCUGAGCCCAGAUUAGACCCUGUUUCCGGUUUAUCGAGAUUCAGACCUCCAUCUAUCGGCAUCCCACCUGAAACUGAGCCUUCGCAUUUCUUGCACGUUCUUGAACCUUUCGCUGAAAAACACGGUAUGGGGGUUGAUGAGUUUAUUACUAAAUACAACAACCAAGAGGUUAAAGAUAGCGAGCUUGAUGACUUUUUCUUGCACGAUAUAGCUAUUAGGGAAAGCGGACAUGAUACGACUACUAGAUUUGAAAACUGCUGCGCGGAUUUGGCAACAGUUGAUUUGAAUACUUUGCUGUACAAGUAUGAGGUGGAUAUUGGUUUCGCAAUCAAGGAUCAGUUCGACGACGAGCUGGAGUUGUUUGAUGAGUUUGAGUUGACGCCGUCGCCAUUCGCCGCCGAGUCCACCGACAGCUCCACGCCAAAGCGCAAAUCAACAGAUGUGACGCAGACGAGCAAACCAUGGUUCGAGCGUGCCAAAGGGCGUCGCGCGCGCCUAGACAGAUACUGCUGGAACGAUGAGGCAGGCAAUUACUUUGACUACAACACCAAAACGCAGAAGCAGACGACGUUCGAGACGGCGACGAGUCUAUGGGCGCUAUGGGCAGGUUGUGCGACCGAAACGCAAGCUAAGGCGUUAGUAGAGAAAGCUCUGCCUCUGUUCGAGGUGAUGGGAGGGAUAACAACGUGUUCCGAGAGGAGCAGGGGACCUUUAACUCCCGAAAAUCCAGCUAAGCAGUGGGAUUACCCUUACGCAUGGCCUCCUCAUCAGGUUAUCGCAUGGGUGGGACUCGAGCGCUACGGUUUCAUGGAAGCCGCUCAGCGGUUGGCGUAUAGAUGGGUUUAUAUGAUGAUAACAGCUUUUGUGGAUUUUAACGGAACCGUUACGGAGAAAUUCGACGCUGUUCGUCUCACUCAUAUGGUCGAUGCUGAGUAUGGGAACCAGGGGAUCGAUUUCGAUUUCGUGCCUAGAGAAGGAUUUGGAUGGUCGAAUGCGUCUUUCCAAGUAGGCCUGUCGUUCCUCACGAAUAGCAUGAAGACGGCACUUUCAGUUUGUACGUCACCUGAGGUUUACUUCAGUCGUAGAGUGGGUGGUGAGAGUGAGGGAUUGGAGAGAGAUGCUCCAGUAACUCCUCCCGCUGUGCUCGCUGCUAAAGGUGACAUUGAUAGCCUGUAUACGGAGAAGGAAGGCGAUGCAGAAGCGCCGUUCGCUGAUAAGAGGAAGAGAAUGUCCAUCGAUGUCUCACAAGCCAUCAAAGGAUUUUCCAAUUAA